Paramuricea clavata is the source of this 1345-nucleotide messenger RNA. The record is from the annotation of a GenBank genome assembly. NCBI's taxonomy places the organism in Eukaryota, Metazoa, Cnidaria, Anthozoa, Malacalcyonacea, Plexauridae.
AUGUGGAAAGAAUACUAUGAUAAGUUUAAGGUCGAUUUUUUCGCGCUCCAAUAUUUACCGCAGGAGUUUGCAGAAUAUGUGCCAUUAGAGGCGACUGAUUAUUCGGUUUAUUCCGACUGUUUUCGGUCAUUCUCAACGCUAGUCUUUGGCAACGAAGAAAGACAUAAUGAGUUGCGAGUGCGUUGUGUCGUGGAGAUGACCUUAUUUAAGGAGUUUUACUUGUCUGAAGAGAUUGUACAACGAGUCGUAAAGCAGAUUAGCAUAGCGGAUGGAGAAAGGUCAAUGUUGUCAGAACAAGCGAUGGACAUGGUUUUCCAAAACGAAGUUAUUGCGACUUGUAAGCUGCGAUCACAGCCGUCUGAUUGGCACAUACUUGCACUGGGAUCAGUCAUUCAGAGAAGCAUCAUGAGUGUUUAUCCUGAAACAACUCCAGAGGUGACUAAAAUUUAUUUUUUUAGUCGUUUUAUAUUAAUUGAAUAUACAGUAUAUACAUUAUUUUCAAGAAUAUUGUUACAAAAUAUUGCUGUGUAUGCCAUUGGGCAAGUGACACCUAACAUAAAAUCCAACUGCCAUGAAUACCACCCUUGGCAAAGUGAUACAAUAUGAGAUGACCAGUUUUAUAGUUUUAGAUAAUUUGUAAUAUCAGCAGUCCUGUUUUGAAUGGGAAUUACAUUAGCAUAGACUAUUUGAAAACAAGUGGUAAGAAUCCAGAAAUCCACACAUUUAUAGCCUCAGUAUGUACACUUUAUUUACCCAUUGACUGGCAAUGUGCACAAAUGCACCGGCCUUUAUGCAUGAGUCAAUGUAAACCCUGCCCCCCCCCCAGGUGGAUAUUUGACUUUGUUCUAAUAUUUGCAAAUGUUCCACAUCCUGGGGAGUGGGGACUAUCAAAGGCUCCAAAUGUCAAAUAAUUAUGUAUGGAUUGCAAUGAACUACUAUAAAUUGUAUUUGAAAAAAAAGCUUUGUCAGAAGCACACAAAGCAAAGAUAAUACUCACUAGAUGAUAAAACACCACUUGAAAUGAACAGCUGAAAUUGACAACUGGCUCAUUACUAAUCCAUACCCAAUCCCCUGGGGAUAAAUAAAUUCUAAAAGCUUCAAAUCCCCCACCCUCUUGCGUGUGUAUUUGCAAUUAAAUUAUAAUAUUUUCAAGAGCCAUUACGUCCAUUACAGUGGAACCCUGUGUAUGGCCAUCUCGUUAAUAUGGUCACCUCAAUAUUUUUUGUCCUAUAUUCAGAUUCGUCAUUUGUAUCAUGGUAUUCGUAAGCCAAGAGUAUGCAAGGAUAAUGCACCACCCAAGUUUUUUUUCUGGGCAAAAUGUGGUAAAGUUACCUUUCAGGAUUUG